GUACCCUGUAUUUGUUCCCAGACAUCAUCACAGGUUGAGCUGAGCAUCCUCUUCCUCAAGGAGGGAUUUUUUUUACUUUAAUUAUUUGCGCUCUUUCUCUUCGCUGCCGCGUUGCUGCGGUGUAAAAAACGACAGCACGGAGGGAGCAGAAACCAUAAGAUGAAGAAACGCUAUGUGGACGCGAGCAGGCUACGGAAAAUGAAAAAACUGAAAAUAACGGAGAAGCUGUCUGAGAGUGCGUACACCUUCCUGAAGUUUAUGGUGAUGUGGACGCUGGUGCUGCUGGCAGAUUUCAUCCUGGAAUUCAGGCUGGAGUACUUGUGGCCGUGUUGGCUCUUCUUUGGGAGUGUUUAUACGACUUUCCACUGCCACGGGCUGGUCAUUUGUGCUGUUUUUGUUUGUGCCGCCUUCACCCUUGACAUCUUUUGUUUAAUUUUUGUUCCUUUGCACUGGCUGUUCUUUGUGGCGAGCACCUAUGUGUUAUUCAAUUACAUCUGGCACACAGAGAAGGGCAUCUGUAUAUCCACGGUUUCCCUGUGGAUUCUUCUUGUGUACACAGAGGCUUCACUUCGACUCAAAGACCUUAAAACCUCUCAUGCCAACUUGUCUCAUCUUUUUGCUGCUCACUGCAUAGGAUAUCCUGUAGUAUAUCUGGGGUUCGAUGCCACCUGCUACUUCACCAACGUCUUCAAGCUGCGCAUACAGAAAGCUGUGCAGAGUGAGAAUGACUUCCACAUGCACCUCCUGCAGCACUCCCUCCCUCCAGGCCUGCAGGUUUAUCCCAAGACUGGCACAGAUGGCAGCAGCAACUCAAAAUGGAAGACAAAGCCUGAAUCAAGUCAGUAUCAGUGUCAGAACGGUGCUGUUGUUGCUCAUGACGAGUCACACACCGUAGACUGCCUCCAGAUCCGCAGCGAGGAGAGAGCAACAGAGAAGGGAACACAGGAGGUGAAGGCAGCUGACUCAAACCGGCGGACAUCGUCGUCCAAAUCUGGUGUCAGUGAGUCCAGAGACCAGCUCUACAGCGGGGCAGGAGGACCAGAAUCCUCUACAACCCCAGAAAAUCUACCUCAAGAGGAGCAGGGAAGCAAAGCCACGCGGGUGGCUAAGAGCUCCUCGCCGAAAGUCCGCAGAGCCAGCACAAACACUCCCUCACCACCUGCUGGCAGGACUGAGAAGAAACAGAGAUCCAGCUCAAAAACAGUCAGCCCCAACCGGGACACGACAGACAAGAGCGUCACAGCAGCUCAGAAUUACCACACCGAACAGAUGAGCAAGCUGGAGCAAGAGCUGAGGAGGCUGAAAGGCGAGCUGCAGGUGAGCCGGCAGAGCGAGCAGGAGCUGCGGAGUCACAUCUGCAACUUGACCAACAGUGAGAGGAGCCUGAGACCAGAGGUUUCCCUGCUCAGACAGUCCAACAUGCUGCUCCAGAGCAAGAUUCUUUGUCUGACCAAAACCAAGCAGAGGGACAAACAGACCAGUGCGAUGCUGGAGAAGAAGACCAGAGCAGAGACAGAGGCCAGACUCUCUGUUGAGAAACAAUUGGCUGAGCUUCAGGCUCAGAAACUGGAGGAGGCGGCGAGCACAGCGCGGAGUCUAACAAACAGGCAGGAACACACUGAAACCCAAAUGUUAAGGAAAAGAGUAAAAGAUCUAGAGACAGAGUACAAACAACUACAGCUGGAGUAUCAAGUGAAAGAGAGUCGUGUGGUAGAUCUAGAGAGUGAUGUUGAGGCUCUGGGAAAGUACCGCUGUGUGGAGAAAGAGACAGACAUGCUGCUGUCCACUCUGUCAGCCAUGCAGGAGAAGGCUCAGCAUCUGGAGUACAACCUGAGCGCCGAGACUCGCAUCAAACUGGAUCUGUUCUCGGCUUUGGGAGACGCCCGCAGACAGCUGGAGAUUGCUCAAGAUAAAGUGAUAAAACAGGACAGAGAGAUCAGUGAGAUGAAGCAGAAGAUUGCGGAGGUGAUGGCCGUCAGCCCCGGUGUGUCCUACAUGGCCCCUCGUCCUCCGGUGCCACAGUAUCUCACCAAGUUACUCAACUCUGAGCGCUACAUGCUCAAUCCACGAGCACUGAUGUACCAGUGUCUGAAGAAGUAAAAGGAUGCCGUCGCCUUUGUCAGACCCUCCAUCAUAGCAUGUGAGAGGGAGGCGUUUAAUGGAUUAUGUUACAGAGCUAAAUGACACCAUGAAGUCAUCUACUUCCAGCCAUGAAUGGAACCAGAAUGAUCCUCAACAAGUCGAAUGCCUUUUUCUGCACUGUUGGUGCUAACCUGACAUUAUUCUGUAAAUUUCCUGUUUCCUCCCACAUCAAGGGUUGAAGAAUUUCACUCCAGAAUAAGAUAUCUGAUAUGCAGAGCUGCCGUAGGCACGAAUUUUUACGUAAAAAAUACACCCAUCCUUACAGCAUUAACCAUCUAGUUGGGAUGCAACACAGAAAAGCACAACAUCUCUGCAACUUCAGAACCUGCAGAUUUGUCUAAAUAAUAAUCUGAUGCUGGAUAUGGACAUUUCUAUACUACACAGAAGAAAGAAAAUGAAAGAAUGAAAUAAAAAAGUGUUUCCUAAACAGCAGGGACUAAACACUUCAGCUGGGCCCAAACAUUUUGCAUCUUUCAUCUUCAGGCUUGACACAACUUCAGAUCAGUAAACAUGAAUUUUUUGUUCUAAUUUUACAAACAGCUUUUGCAGUUUGAAGCCUCCCACAAGUUACCCACUGUAGUUUUAAAAAGAUUUGAUGACCACUCCUGGCAUGAAAGUAAAACAAACCAUUCAAUAUUAUUUAGGUUUUAUUAUAAGUAUUAUCAUACGAAGUUGUAAUAUUUUAGAGAAUAUGAUCACCUUUGUUGAAUUAUUACAGAAUUAUCUUGAUCUGCUACAAUAUUGACUAAAGCAUUCAAACUUACAUUGUAAAAAGUUUUUUAAAUCUUUGAGUAAAAAGUUCUAAGGUCUAACAAAAUGAUGUAAUAGCUCUGUUACAGCAGACGUUUCAACUUUUUGUGGUAGGAAAAGUACAGGUGUUACUAAUAACAUUAAUGAUGGCUCCGUUCUAUUCAAGUGUCCCAGUAAGCCAUGACAGUGCAACAGUGAGCCAGUAUGUACAAAACCAGCACCCUGAAACUGGAGCAGCUAAAUGGAAUUCAUUAUUAAUCAUUAAUUUUAUUAUUUCCACCUGUGCAUUUCUUCCUGUGACAUGUCAAAAUGUCUUCUGUGAAUAGGCUUAUUAUUUAAAAAUAUAUGUUCUAAAGUAUUUAAGAUUUAAUGCGGCAACAGAUUUUGGUCUAAUGUAUUCAUUUAGACGUGAUGACUCAAUAUGAUUAUAGAGAGAUGAUAAAUUAUAAGAUUGAAUUAUCUCCAACCUUUAGUUAGUUGUGUUAAUGGACUCCUGUUGAAUUCUAAAAAUAAAAACAUAUCUUUAUUUGAUAAAAUACAAAUAUUAGGUCCAAACAAUAUUUUAUACACAAUUCUCACAAAGCAUAAAUAUAAUGAUUUACUGAUAACGUCAUAUUCUAAAUUUUUAAGGCAAGUAUGCAACAAUAUGUCUGUAAAUAGUGGAUUGAGACAAUUUGAAUUAUGCUUACAUUUUACAUGAAUGUCAUGGGUUCAGUCAGUUAACUUGUUAAAAUCCAAAAUAUAAGGCAGUUUGGAAUGAGACCUGUCAGAGUUGCGGACGUCUUGAAUUUGGUUUGGUUGAAUUUGGGAGCUUCUUGGGAACAAUUUGUGAAGAUGUUUUAUUGUUGGAGUGAACUAAUUGAAGUUAAAGGAGCACAUAAGGAAAGGCAAUUCUUUCUCUUUGUUUCCACUGACAGCUAACAGCUACAUUUUGCUGUUUGGCAGCUCUCUGCUUCAGAAUGGCAAACUUUUGGAAAAGAGAGAAAGCAUUAAAAAAGGACAGCGGACUAACUGUUUGCCACUUAGUUAGUCAGCCUGAGUUACACUUUGUCCAUGUGUUGAAGUGGAGUUACGAAUAACAAGGAAUGGUGUUGACCAAACAUGGUUCAUGAAUUUAAUUACUGUGCCUAUAUACAUUACUUUCAAACUGGGAAGUAAAACACAAAUUUAAUGUGAAAGAGUAAAGUGUUUGAAUUGAA
Thunnus maccoyii (southern bluefin tuna) is the source of this 4091-nucleotide messenger RNA. Its product is annotated as macoilin. NCBI's taxonomy places the organism in Eukaryota, Metazoa, Chordata, Actinopteri, Scombriformes, Scombridae. Gene Ontology annotation, cellular component: rough endoplasmic reticulum membrane. Gene Ontology annotation, biological process: neuronal signal transduction. The record is from RefSeq and is a predicted model, not a curated record. Bases 160 to 2100 code for a protein of 646 amino acids. The transcript is spliced from 11 exons.